Messenger RNA from Scatophagus argus, 1719 nucleotides. Its product is annotated as prolactin-like. The transcript is spliced from 5 exons. The record is from RefSeq and is a predicted model, not a curated record. Gene Ontology annotation, molecular function: hormone activity. NCBI's taxonomy places the organism in Eukaryota, Metazoa, Chordata, Actinopteri, Scatophagidae. Gene Ontology annotation, cellular component: extracellular region. Gene Ontology annotation, biological process: response to nutrient levels; positive regulation of receptor signaling pathway via JAK-STAT. The coding region runs from base 209 to 895 and encodes 228 amino acids.
UCCGCCUGGGUUAGCUUUGUCUGCUCUCGGCUGAGCGGAUAACUAAGCGAAGCAUACUGUAUGACGUGCAGAAAAAUUAGUUUUAUCUUGUAUAAACAAAUUUGUUUCAUCAGCAACGUCGUCACUGUAUGAGUUAGCUUCUGCAAGAGUAGUUCUGGUGGGAAGGGAGCUCUGCAAAUCAUUUUGUGCUCACUGCAAGAAAAGAACCAUGGCAAAGGUUUGGUUUGCUGUUCUAACACUUUUGUACCUGGAGCUUUCCAUGAGGGUUGGCACUGCACCCAUCUGUGCCUAUGGACAGACUGGAUGCCACGUUCCCCUCCUGGCUGAUCUCUUUGACAGGGUCGUACAGCAGUCUUCAAGGAUGCAUGGCAUCUCCAGUGAUCUGCACUCUGAAUUUGAGCAAUUUUUCUUUCCCAGCAAGAACCUAAUAGGCAAACGGAAAUGCCACACACAUGGCAUACGAACACCAGAUGAUAAGGAGAAUGCACAGCGACUGGGGAGGGAACAACUGACAGAGGUGAUCCUGAGGCUGCUGGGAGCCUGGGGUGACCCCCUGUCACAGCUCUACCAGAGCAUGUCUCAGGAUCAGAAUCAAGACUUCAACCAUUACACCUCCAGCAAGGCACUAGAAAUCAGUGAUAUGGUACGUGAGCUGAGGGAUGGAGUGGCAAAAAUAGCUGAGAAGAUGAAGCUGUCGGGAGUGCUUGGUAACACUGUGGGCUACAUCUCUCCUGAGAGUUUGGUCCCCUCUUCUGCCUUUUCCUUCUAUAAACAAGGAGAACUCAAUUCAGUGGACCAUCAUGACCUGCUCUACUGCUUCCGCAGAGACUCGAACAAAGUCAAAAAUUAUCUCCGCAUCCUGAAAUGCACCACCCUCCCUGGACUGGACUGUUAAUAGUGAUGGUAAAGCAGUCUAGUGUUUUAUCCUUAAAUUGAAUUAGCAGUUUCUGUUUCCCAUUUGCUUUUAAAUUCACAUCUUGUUCUUUUUGUCUGUGCUUACAUCUUUUGUAAUGCACAUCUGUUGUAGAGGACUGUGUGUGCCUCUUACAACAUUAUUAUUAUCAUAGGUAAUUAAAUAAUUUUGCUUGUGAGCAUUGAGCAUGAAAAGGUUAAAAAAUAAAUUAAUUAAUAAAUAAAAUUUAGAUAAACCUUACCAUUAUCGUUUUUGGUCAUCUUCCUGUCAAUUGGGAGCACAAGCUCUCUAUAAGUAUAGAAAUAGUAGAUGGUGUAUUAGAGUGUUCAUUAAUAUGUAAAUGGGUUUUUUUCUCCAUAGAGCCCAACAUAAUAACACUGAGUCAUGUGGAAAUCAGGAUUCAUUCAUACACUUUAUUUACAGUUGAUCUUAACAUUCAAGAUCAUGAAAAAAAUAUUUACAAAAUAUAAAAUGUAAAAUUUGACAUCAAAAUGUCUUGGAUUGUGAGUAUUUGUGUAAAGCUGAUCAAAACAUGUUAAAAAAAAAAAAAGAAAAGAAAAGAGAUGCAUUUAAUGAAGUGACUCAUUUGUGCCUGAUUGCAAUUACAAUAGAAGAAUGGGAAUCUUUCCUGGAAAGUCUUGUCCGUAUACCAAUAAAUUGCUUAGUGAAGCCAGUGACGUGCAAGUAAGAUCACUGACCGAGCAAUUGAACCUAAUUACGUUCAUGAUGCAACAAAACAGUUAGCCUACAUUCAUUGAAAAGUUAAUGACAGUAUUAGUCUUCACUGAGUGUGUUCCACCCACAUA